Molecule: messenger RNA, 1292 nt
Organism: Corylus avellana
Lineage: Eukaryota; Viridiplantae; Streptophyta; Magnoliopsida; Fagales; Betulaceae
Gene: PAP16
Product: purple acid phosphatase 16
Cellular component (GO): cytoplasm
Molecular function (GO): hydrolase activity, acting on ester bonds
Source: RefSeq, a predicted model, not a curated record
UCGAUGCGUACCAUACCCGUCACCUGACUCACCUCGUCGAUGCGGACGAGACCAUCAUUGCAACCGUUCUCUGCUCUGCGACGAUGGAGAGCUCCCCAGCUCAGUUGACGAUCUUGUCCUUCGCUUGCUUCUCUCUCUACUUCCAGUUCAUCCUGACCCUCGGAUUUGAUUACCAAGUGCUCGCCCUGCCAAAGACGUCGGAGAAUUGCCUCCGAAUCCGGCAGGGUGCACCGUUCAAGAUCGCUCUCUUUGCAGACCUGCAUUUUGGGGAGGACGCGUGGACGGCCUGGGGACGCCGCCAGGACGCGAACUCUAUAAAGGUCAUGAAUACUGUACUGGACGAUGAAACUCCAGAUUUUGUUAUAUACCUUGGAGAUGUCAUCACGGCCAACAAUAUACCGAUUGCAAAUGCCAGCUUAUAUUGGGAUCAGGCAAUUUCUCCAACAAAAUCCAGGGGAAUACCAUGGGCAAGUGUGUUUGGAAACCAUGACGAUGCAGCAUUUGAAUGGCCAAUGGAAUGGUUUUCAGCCCCUGGAAUUCCUCAACUUGUUUGCCCAGCGGCCAACUCCACAAAUUCAAGAGAAGAAGCAUGUAGCUUUAGAGGCACACAUCGUCUGGAGUUGAUGAAGCAUGAGAUUGACCAUAAUGUACUCUCUCAUUCUAGAAAUGGUCCUAAAGAACUUUGGCCAAGUAUAUCCAACUAUGUUCUCCAGGUCUCAUCAGAUGAUGCAAAGUCACCUGUGGUAUACCUCUACUUUUUGGAUUCUGGUGGUGGGUCGUAUCCAGAAGUAAUAUCAAGCGCCCAAGCAGAAUGGUUCCAGCAUAAAUCUCAAGAGAUCAACCCUGACUCAAGGGUUCCUGAGCUAAUAUUCUGGCACAUUCCAAGUGCUGCAUAUAAGAAGGUGGCUCCAUGGUUUGGAAUAUACCAGCCUUGUGUGGGCUCAAUUAACAAAGAAAGUGUUGCUGCUCAAGAAGCAGAAAUGGGUAUCAUGAAACUUCUGGUUAAAAGGCCUUCUGUCAAGGCAAUAUUCGUUGGGCACAAUCAUGGAUUGGACUGGUGCUGCCCCUAUAAGAAGCUUUGGCUGUGCUUUGCUAGGCAUACUGGUUAUGGUGGCUAUGGAGACUGGCCCAGGGGAGCUAGGAUUCUAGAAAUCACUCAGCUGCCCUUCUCUGUUAAAUCUUGGAUAAGGAUGGAGGACAAUGUAGUGCACAGUAGAGUGGUCUUGAGUCCUUAAGUCCUACAAAUUGUAUAUAUCAAGGAAUAUAAUAAAUUUGUAUAUAUAUUUAAUACU